UCAUCAAGCUCAGAUGAUUCGCAGCACCAGUGCACACCUGGCUGUCCGCUACACACAUGGGCUGACCCCUACACACACACCCACACACAGACACACACAUACACACACACGCACACACACCCACACACGCUCAUGCAUACUCACAAACACUGCGUCAUGCGUCCUGAGAGCGACAGCGGGAACUCCGAUGGACACCAUAAAACGCACGGCAGCGGCAGCAGCUGUGUAAGCAGCUGACUGCCUUCUCCCUAUCUUUUAAACUUGCACAUCGCCAGCUGCUGUAGAAAAGUUGCGCUCUGAGUGCGAAGACAUGGAUUUUCUAACGAGCAGCAAUGACAGCAACGCCACCGGCGGUUACCCAGAAGGGAUGGACGUGGUUGCAGACUGGAUCGGAGGAAACAACGCAACGGGUUCUGGGUUUCCGCCCGAUCUUGUACUGGCUUAUCAGAUAAUCACCUCUUUGCUCCUGGGGGCCCUCAUCCUCUGCUCAAUAUUUGGCAACGCGUGCGUCGUGGCAGCCAUCGCCCUGGAGAGAUCUCUCCAGAAUGUGGCAAACUACCUGAUUGGAUCUUUGGCCGUAACAGACCUCAUGGUGUCGGUGUUGGUCCUACCUAUGGCAGCCCUCUACCAGGUUCUAAAUAAAUGGACUUUGGGGCAGGAGAUCUGUGACUUAUUCAUCUCCUUGGAUGUGUUGUGCUGCACAUCUUCCAUCCUGCAUCUGUGCGCAAUCGCCUUGGACAGGUACUGGGCCAUAACAGACCCUAUUGAUUAUGUAAAUAAACGAACACCCAAACGAGCUGCGCUCCUGAUUUCCGCAACUUGGCUGAUCGGCUUCUCCAUCUCCAUCCCGCCUAUGUUAGGAUGGAGGAGCGCCGAGGACAGAGCGAACCCAGACGCAUGCAUGAUCAGCCAGGACCCGGGCUACACAAUCUAUUCCACCUUCGGGGCUUUUUACAUUCCCCUCAUCCUCAUGUUGGUCUUGUACGGCCGAAUAUUCAAGGCCGCUCGGUUUCGGAUUCGAAAGACGGUGAAGAAACCCGAAACUGCGAAAGUUUCAGACAAGUGUUUGGCCGUAUCUCCGGCAAUCUUCCACAAGAAAAGCAACGGAGAGACGCGCGGCAAAGGCUGGAGGCGCUGUCACGAGUCCAAAUCAAGCUCUCCGUGCGUAAACGGCGCGGUGAAGCACGGAGACGAGGGCGAGUCGCUAGAGAUUAUAGAAGUUAUUAGUAACUCCAAGACGCACCUGCCUCUGCCCAACACCCCUCAGUCAUCCUCUCACGGAUAUGAGAACAUGAACGAGAGGAACUCGGGAGCAAAGAGGAAGCUUGCGCUCUCCAGGGAGCGCAAAACUGUGAAGACGCUGGGGAUCAUCAUGGGGACGUUCAUUGUGUGCUGGCUGCCGUUUUUCAUCGUGGCACUGGUCCUGCCUUUCUGCGCGGAAAGUUGCUACAUGCCCGACUGGCUGGGCGCCGUUAUUAACUGGCUAGGCUACUCGAACUCCCUCCUGAACCCUAUUAUAUAUGCCUAUUUUAACAAAGACUUCCAAAAUGCAUUCAAGAAGAUCAUAAAGUGCAAAUUCCACAGACCAUGAGCACAUAGAUGUGUUUUUACUUCUGCAAAAUGUGUUGCAGCAGAAAGACAAAUGUCCACAAACUGUGCAGAGCAGCAAAAAGAAGAAGGAAAAAAAGGGUGACAAAAAAAACAGACUUUUAAAUCAGGGACAGAAUGUUUUAGGAUGAUUGUGUAUAAAUACAGCAGACAACAGGCCUGAGAUAUUCCUUCUCAAUGUACAAGCUCAUGUUUCUUCAGUGUUGUAGCUAUGUAGCCCCCACAUGAGACGACAACCAUUGUUGUAAUGUCACGCAGGACAUGUCUUGUGCUGAUUCCAUGCAUUUUUAUCAUGAGGCACAAGGGGCUUCCAUCCCCAUGCAACAAGCUUUGUAGCACUGAGAGCAAAUAAAAGCAAUCAGUUUGUCAUUAAGAAUUCCUGAGUCCAUUUUGUGUCCAGUGGCACCACUGAGGGUGGAAGUGGGGUGGGAGCAAAAGAGCUGCAACCUCUACAAAUUGGCUAAAACAUCCCUCACCAAACAAUUACUUGUGCAGAAUGUUAUUUAUUCAUGUGAAUUUAAAACAGAGAAUAACUAUUUGCUAAAAAAUGAUUUACUUUUACUUUAUUCAGGGUUUAUGUCAAUUUUUCUUUUGCAAAAAGAGUGCAGCUUUUAGGCAUUACAUUGGUCUUUUAAACUAACCCUUGGCCAUGGGUUUUAGCUUUUGGAUGAGCCACUCCAGGGUUAUCAGCGGUCGUCAUGUUGCCACCCCUUUCUCAACUUUCUGAAAGUGUGCCUGCUGUUAUGUUCAUGAAAUAAGGUGCAAAACACCAGGGUUUCUGCUGAUCUGCAACAUGGUGCAUCUUUUCCAAAGAGGAGGUUGUAAGAAAUUAAUAUUGUGCAGGGUUCAGGGCUGACCAGCGCCACAUGCAGACCAAACCAGGCACCCCUAGGCCAGCAGGGAGCCCACAAGAUCAUUUCAUUUCUCACACGGUCUACAUAUCGACAGUCUAAUAUGGACUGAAAAGCCACUCAGUGAGGAAGAAUCCAUUAUCCGAAAAGCAAAAUAAAACGCAAUAAUAUGGUUUGUAAAAGACCAUAAUUUCUGGAAGACACGUCUUGUGGCCUAAUUAAACUAAAACUUAACUGUAUGGCCAUAUAGAUCAUUGUUACAUUUGAAGUAAAAAGGGGGAAGCUUGGACGUCUGAGAACACCACCCCAAAAAUUUGGCAUGGGGGUGCCAACCUCACAUGUGGCUGUUCGCUGCAGAAAUAUUAAAGCAAUAAAUAUCUCAAGGCAUCAGCCAGGAAGUUAAAGCCCGGGAAAAAAAGGGGUGUUACAAAUGGACAAAUUUUAGUUACAAAGUGGCUGAAAGUAGACAAAAACAAUGAUUUGGUGUGCAGAGCUCAAUAGAUUUGUAUGAGCUAGGAGACUCUCAUCUGAGUCAUAUACACCGGCUCUGUUAGGAGGAAUGGCUACUCAGAAAAACAAAUACUAAUAUGUAAACUUCUAACUUUGAAGAAGGUUAAACAUGUCUCAAACUGUCUCUCCCAUUAUUCUGAAAUUUAGCAAAUGGAAAUGACUUGAGUUGUUCUGAGUCACCUAACACGAGACAAGUUCAGUCUGAUUUAAUGUCAGCUCAUGAGAAACAAGGAAGUCUUUUUAUACAAUGUGCGAUAUAAUCAGUUUUCUAUUGCAUGUCCUAAACAUUUGCAUGUUCUUUCCAGCUGCUUAUUAUUCCUACCUCCAAGAGUCUUUCACAUUCAUCCAAAAUAGUUUAGAGAAAGCAAAGUAAAAAUCCCUUGGGUAACUCUUCAAAUGUGUAUCUUUUUUACCCUUGAAACAUUUUAAGAUUUUGCAGAAAUUGACUAAAUACUCCAAUGCACCAUGCAGUGCAAAUCAUAACAGACGAGCUUCCCACUGUAACUCCUGUCAUCUCUUACAUAAACCCUAUACACAAAUCCACUUACACAAGAUGAAAAGAUAAGGGACUGUCGCAGGAAAAGGAAAAAAAAAAACCUUCAGGAAGAAGUCCCAGUGACUCGCGCAUGUUGUAAAAGAUGGGUGGCUGUUUCACCUGUUGUUGUGGCAACACAUCAAGGCAGGGCUUGUAGUGGAUCUGUUGGCGUGGAGUGAUGGACGGGCUGCAUGUUCAGGGCAGAAAGGAACAUGACAAACAGCACAUAGUGAAGAUGUGGAGGUAGAAAAAAUAUAUAUCUUAAAUGAGUCUUAUUGAUUAAUUCAUAAAUUAAUUAAUUCAUUUUCACAUAGGCUUGAUGUAGCUAAUUUUAAAGAGAAUAAUGGCACAUUUGAAACAUCCUCUUUCAAUUUCACCCUUAAAGGAUGCAAUUAUACAAUGAUUUAUUCAGAACAUUUUGCUCUCAAUUGAAGUUGCAAGCAGUUGGUAUUGGCAAAUGUACUCACUGGUAUUAAUUGGUCUAAGAUUAACCAUGGUGCAAAAAGAAUAUGCUACUGGUGCAUUAAUCAAUGGUUCUUGUGCUGACUGUAUUUAGUUGCAGUCAUACUAAAUGAUUCAUUGUCACAUUCAUCACCACAUAGGACAGAAAAUGUA
This is a messenger RNA of Fundulus heteroclitus (mummichog), 4119 nucleotides long. RefSeq names its product 5-hydroxytryptamine (serotonin) receptor 1A a (gene htr1aa). The transcript has a single exon. Lineage: Eukaryota; Metazoa; Chordata; Actinopteri; Cyprinodontiformes; Fundulidae. The coding region runs from base 311 to 1591 and encodes 426 amino acids. The record is from RefSeq and is a predicted model, not a curated record. Gene Ontology annotation, cellular component: plasma membrane. Gene Ontology annotation, molecular function: G protein-coupled serotonin receptor activity. Gene Ontology annotation, biological process: regulation of behavior; regulation of vasoconstriction; regulation of hormone secretion.